AUGGUUCGGCUUCCAGAUCAGCCUUUUUCAGCCAAUAAAAUAAAUUAUUUAUUGAGCCCGAACUCAGGUGCUCCGCAAAACCGAAGCUGCACCUUUCACCUCCGCUUCCCUUUUGAACCCGAGAACGACAAGCUUUAUCCCUUUCCAGCGCGCGAGGACAAUGGCUACUUCAUCGAACACAUUUAUCGCAGUUGUCUUCACAAAAACUAUGAGAACGAUCAAGUUGACGACGCAGUGGCGCAUCCCUUUUACUACUGCCAAAGCGUUGACUCGUGUCAGAUUCUUGAUUGUACCAAUUUAACCGUCGAAAAUAUCAUGUUUUAUUACAGCGACAUUGAUCAUUUUCCUGCGCAGAAAACGACGCCCGACAGGCACUUCAUUUGCUCGUGCGAUUACCCUUUCGUCAGUGCCCCUGGAGAACGCAACUUCACCAGUUGCAAGGCAAACGUCGAAGCCGUCUGGGCAGAGCUCAACUCGUUCAACGCUUUAGAAAAGUGCCUUAUUGUCAAUCAAUGUAACACUGCUUGCGCUCAAGAGAAAAACGCCGCCAACUUGAGUAUGAACAAGAAGUUGCGGCAAAUCUGCGGCCAAGUUGGCGGACCAAACACCUUCCUGCUUUGGAUUUGCUUCUUUGCCGUUUCGACGGCCGUGUUGUUCGUGCUCGUCGCUUACCGCCGUUGCAAGAGUUUUGGCUUUCGCGGUUCUGGUGGUCAUGGGACAGACGCCGGCGCCACGGAAGUCACAAUCCUUGUUGAUUCCCGAGAAGAGCCUCUUCUCAAAGCUCUGAAAGUCUUCGAAGGAAGCAUUGAGACGAAGGCGGUCCCAUACAUUCUCACCAAGUUCCGUGAUUUAUAUUCUCAAAGUUCAAUCUUCGGCAGCAUAACUUCUUCUGACGUUCUCAACGGGCGCCUGCCCCAUCAUUUCCUAGAACUUGACGCGUUUCUUCAAAGCCACUGUAUUAAUCAGAAUUCUUAUCUUGACGAUAACAAAGUUAUCAAACUGCUCUACGAUCUGAGUUGGUGGAUCAACGAGCUCCACGGAUCAGACCACGGAGGCCACAAUGACAAAUGGAGCCAAGAGCCAAAGACCUGGAGCAUUUUUCACGGCGCAAUCAAUCCAACUAACAUCAGAAUCUGUAUCCAAAACAACUGUACAUAUCUCAUAGUCGUCAACUUCGCAACUGCCUCAGAUCUACUUAAUCAGCAAACUGUAAAUAACCCAUGUUACAAUGAAGACUCAAAGCUGAGCUUCCAUGGAAAUUACCUGCCGCCCGAAAUGAUUACUAACCCUGAGAAGUCGGAGAAACGUUGCGUCUUGUCGGCGGAUAUCUACGCUUUCGCUUGCAUUGCUUGGAAACUGCUUCACGCCUCUGUCGAUCCUGCUUGCGCGCUAGAAGACCCUUAUGACAGAGAGCUUAAAAAACUCAAAAGCGAAGUGCCAAAUAGCUCGGAGCUGAGCGAUAGCCAGAGCUUGAAGCUCCUUUUUGAGGAUCGCUCGUUGAGGCCUAGCUUGUCUUUCGCUCGCGCCGAGCAGGACAAAAUCGUCGACCUAAUAAAUGACUGUUGGGUAGAACAGCCCGCGCUUAGAUUGACUGCCGCACAACUCUUCCAUCGUGUGAAUGAGCUGUCCAGAUGUUCUUCAUCAGUUUGA
Molecule: messenger RNA, 1650 nt
Organism: Oikopleura dioica
Lineage: Eukaryota; Metazoa; Chordata; Appendicularia; Copelata; Oikopleuridae
Source: the annotation of a GenBank genome assembly